Mercenaria mercenaria is the source of this 2438-nucleotide messenger RNA. RefSeq lists its product as uncharacterized. The transcript has 2 exons. NCBI's taxonomy places the organism in Eukaryota, Metazoa, Mollusca, Bivalvia, Venerida, Veneridae. The coding region runs from base 252 to 1334 and encodes 360 amino acids. The record is from RefSeq and is a predicted model, not a curated record.
ACCGAUAACGUCAUUGCGCGCGCUGGACUUGUGACGCAGCAUAUCGUCUGCAAAUUUUGCGCGCUAUAUAUUUUUCAUUGGCAGAGGUUUAUAAAAUAGCUGUAAUCGGUUAAGCAAUAAUAGAAUUAACAGAAGUUUGUCAGGAACACACUGUAAUUUUUCUCUCUGGCUACAUUUUAUUUUUCUUCGUUUAUUUUAGAAGACAAAGAGAACAACGCAUACUCUAACUGGGAUACUUAUUUUCACUUGAAAUGAAAGGCUUCGCAAUUCUGUCAGUUCUGUACAUUUAUCUGGAAACAGGACUUUGUAUUGAGGAAACAAACAUAUCGCCUGUUGAAGCAAAUAGUGAUGCGAUCUCAGAAAGAUCUCCAGCACUGACGUUAGUUAAAAGGAAUACAGCAUUGAAAAGACUACCAGCUUGGUCAGUGUAUUAUGGAAAACGAUCGGGUGAGCCAUCCUUUGCUUUACACAAUAGUGGCAAAAUCCACAAAGACGAGAGUGUUGAUUUUGGAAAUAUAGAAAACGAUGAAAUAAUCGACGAAAACGAUUCGGAUUCUGGUGAAGUGGCAUUUCCACGAUCAUGGAUGAAUGAUUAUCUUGAACAAACAUUAUCUGAGAAAGAUGAAAUAUUAAACUUAGAUGCUGAAAAACGUUCAAAUCUUAAACGACUUCAACCAUGGAUGUCAACGUAUGGGAAAAGGAGCGAUGGAUUUCUCGACACAGAUAAAGGAUACGACAUCGAUGCAAUAAAAACAAAUGCUGACAUUGGACAAAACGAUCUUCACGAUUUCAAGCAACUGCAAGAAUUGUCUGAAAAUUUAUAUGAUAUGGACGAUCUUCAGAAUCCUCCCACCUGGCCUGCAAAACGUAUGGCUGGUUGGUCUGCAACUUAUGGAAAACGUGUUCCAUGGUCGGUAACCUAUGGAAAACGGGCUCCAUGGUCAGUCACCUACGGAAAACGUGAUCCAUGGUCGGUAACUUACGGGAAACGUGCUCCAUGGUCAGUCACUUACGGAAAACGUUCUCCGUGGUCAGUCACUUAUGGCAAACGUGCUCCAUGGUCAGUAACGUACGGUAAACGUGCUCCUUGGGCAGUCACUUACGGAAAACGUCUUCCAUGGACCGCUACCUACGGUAAACGAUCACAAGGUUGGCAAGCUUUCUACGGAAAGCGUGCACCUAUGUGGCAAGCGGUUUAUGGGAAACGAAACGCAGAUGACAUGACAUCCGAAGUUGAAAAUACUGUCCCAGACAAUGUUGACAGCUCCGAUGAUACUUCAGAUAUCGCGGAGAAGCGCUCUUCACAAGUCUGGUCAGCCUUCUAUGGGAGAUAAUACUUAAAACUUGAGGAUAUGUGUACUAAAUGUUAUAAAUAAUUCAAAGGUAUAAAUUGUGAAAUUCAAUUCUACUGCAGGUUCUAGAUUUUCAAAUUGUUUGCUCUUUUAAGUCGUCACUCAAUAUAUUUCGUUUCUUUAAGAGUUAGGAUUGCAUUUGUUUUUGCAAACGGGUCGAAUAUCGAAGAAGAUAAUUGUUACACCCUCCAUGUUCUACAAUUGUCAACUUAAUUUUUAUCAUUGUAUACUUACAGCUUUUUAUUUACGCUCGGGUUUAUAUAUUAUCAUGGCGAAUGUCAGGACAAUUUUUUUUGAAUGACACAAUAUUGAAAUGAUCUACAAUCUAUUUUAAAGAAAAUAAAUAAAGAAAAUAGGCUUACCCUCAUUUUUCUUCAUAAGCUUAUCGUUGUAUUAAAUAAACAAAAAUACCUGCAACACAAUCUUUUAAAAUUCUAAUGGAUUGUAAACUUUCCAAUUACAUGAUAAAGGAAUGGAAAAUAGUCUUUAUUAGCCUAAUUAUUUUACAGGCAUUUAAACGUGCUCCUGUUUGAUUUAACGCCAUUUCAAUUUUUUUAUCAAAAGUGGUGCCUCUAUUUUAGAGUAGAAAUUGUUCUGUGAAUAUAUCUGAUAACAUUGCAUGCAAAACAGAUAUGGAUAGUGAGUGACUUGUAACGUGAUGACUCAAGCUACGGAUCUUCUGAAAUCUAAAACAUUUUAUCCUUCCAAAGGUGAAUGGAAGCCAGUGACGGUGUGACUAACUUUCUUUUAUGAGCAAAUGUGGUGUUGAUGUGUAAAACGUUGCUCACAUAUAUGCAUAAGUGUUCAAAUGAACUCGAUAAAAACAUUGUAGAAAUGUUUUCGUUAUUUAUUAUUAAAUGUUCUCAGCAAAAAAAAUGCAAUUUGCGAUAGAAAAAUAUAGUGUACACUGUUUAUUCAUGACCAAUAUCUUAAGUUUUCUGUCUUUUAGACUUUUUUUUCAUGUUAGACAAAAUGCUAUUUCAUUAAUACGUUUGUCGUUUCGCUCUUGACGAGCUUUGGUUAUCAGCAGAACAGAUACUAUACAUUCCAACAUUUGUAUUUUGAAUAAAGAGAAGUCAGACGGUA